UGGCGCCAAGCAGCCUCUGGGCCUGGGGCCACAGUGAGCAGGUCCACCUGAGAGCAGGUCCACCAGUGAGCAGGUCCACCUCUGAGUAGGUCCACCAGUGAGCAGGUCCACCUGAGAACAGGUCCACAUGAAAACAGCAGGGCAGGAAGAUGGGGCACCCACCUGGUCCCCCCAGCGCACCGGCCCCAGCUGGCACCACGGCUCUGCCAGGGCUCACUCCGGACCUCGUUGCCCAGACGCCCUGUGAGUGUGGAACCCGGAGCAGGGCGUGGGGAUGGCAUGGCCAGCUGGUCCCAGGGCGUCCACAGAGGCAUCUCGGUCCCUGGCCCCAGGGCCCCGCUGGGCACUCGUCCUUGUGGCCCUGGCUGCUGGUGUGCUCACUGUGUCCUGCCUGCUGUGGACCUUCUGCUGCCGCUGCCGCCGCCGCCACAAGAAGCACCUCAGGGACAAGGAGGCUGUGGGCCUGGGCAGUGCCCGCAGCAGCACCACCACCCACCUGGUGCAGCCAGAUGUGGAUAAGCGGCCAGGCACCCUGGAGGACCCUCGGCAGUGGGGGCGCCUGCAGCUCUCCCUGGAGUAUGACCUGGGGAGUCAGGAGAUCAGGGUGGGCCUGAAGCAGGCAGCUGACCUGAGGGCCAGGGGCACAGCGGACCCCUACGCCCGCGUCAGCGUCUCCACUCAGGCCAGGCAUGGGCACGAAACCAAGGUGCACCGCGGCACGCUCUGCCCCGUGUUUGAGGAGACCUGCUGCUUCCACGUCCCGCAGGCAGAGCUGCCCCGGGCCACACUGCAGGUGCGGCUGCUGGACUUCAAGCCCUUCUCGGAGCACCAGCCCCUCGGGGAACUCUGUUUGCCGCUGGGGGCCGUGGAUCCGCAGCAUGUGCUGGAGCGUUGGUACCAGCUGGGCCCCCCGGGGCCCGGAGAGCCCGAGCAGACCGGGGAGCUCUGCUUCUCCCUCCAGUAUGUCCCCAGCUCAGGCCGCCUGACCGUGGUGGUGCUGGAGGGCCGAGGCCUGAGUCCAGGGCUGGCAGAGCACUACGUGAAGGUCCAGCUCAUGGUGAACCGGAGGAAAUGGAAGAAGAGAAAGACCUCUGCCAAGAGAGCCACGGCCACCCCCUACUUCAACGAGGCCUUCACCUUCCGGGUGCCCUUCAGCCAGGUCCAGGUGGGCUGGGGGCGCGGAGGCUGGUGGGGAGGACCUUCAGCAGGGCUGAACCGACCAGGCCUUUCUUCCUCUCCCCGUGCUGCCUGUCUGUGUAGAGCGUGGACCUGGUGCUGGCCGUCUGGGUCCGUGGUCUGCAGUUCCGAGCUGAGCCUGUGGGCAAGGUGCUGCUCGGCUCCCGGGCCUCCGGCCAGCCCCUGCAGCACUGGGCAGACAUGCUGGCCCAUGCCCGGCGGCCCGUUGCCUGGUGGCACCGACUAAGGCCUGCCAGGGAGGUAGAUGGCAUCCUGGCCCUGCAGCCCCGACUGCGCCUGCCAGUGCCCCACUCCUGAAACCAUCAGGAGCCUCCGUUCUCCAGGGCACUCCUGGGAACCCUGUAAUAAACACCU
Molecule: messenger RNA, 1551 nt
Organism: Sciurus carolinensis (gray squirrel)
Lineage: Eukaryota; Metazoa; Chordata; Mammalia; Rodentia; Sciuridae
Gene: Syt8
Product: synaptotagmin 8
Exons: 7
Coding region: 275-1423 (382 amino acids)
Biological process (GO): regulation of calcium ion-dependent exocytosis; synaptic vesicle endocytosis; regulation of dopamine secretion
Cellular component (GO): axon; dense core granule; synaptic vesicle membrane
Molecular function (GO): calcium-dependent phospholipid binding; syntaxin binding; calcium ion binding
Source: RefSeq, a predicted model, not a curated record